GAACUUAGUUUGCAAUAAUUCAACAAACUUGUGAAACGUGAAUUGCCGUGCCAUGGCUCUUUUAGAAAUUAGCAUCGCCAUUUUGGUCCUUGGGCUUCUGCUCUACAAGUGGGGCACCUCCACCUUCAGGACCUUCGAAGAAAGAAAGCUUCACUAUGAGAAGCCUUUCCCAUUCUUGGGCAACAUGGUUGGUUCGGCGUUAAAUAGAUCAUCGUUUCAGAAAGAUCUCUCAGAAUUCUACGAUCGAACUCGUCACCACAAAGUGGUGGGCUUUUUUAAUCUGCGUACCCCCAUGGUCCAGAUAAACGAUCCCGAGCUGAUAAAGAAGGUCUGUAUCAAGGACUUUGACCACUUUCCCAACCACCAAUUCUUCCUGAACAUCAAAGAGCGACUGAUAAACGAUAUGCUUAACGUGAUGAGAGAUCAGCGGUGGAAGCACAUGAGAAACACCCUGACCCCAGUCUUUACGGCCGCAAAGAUGCGGAGUAUGUUCACCCUGAUGAACGAUGGGUUCGGCGAGUGCCUCCAGUACCUGGGCGCCCAAUCGAGCAAAAAAGGUUUUGAGGUCGACAUGAAGGUGCUUUUCAAUAAGCUCUCCAACGAUGUGAUCGCCACAACGGCCUUCGGUCUAAAGGUCAACUCCUUCGAUAACCCCGCAAAUGAGUUCUACCAGAUCGGACAGUCCCUCGUUUUCUCUCGGGGAAUUCAGUUCUUUAAGUUUAUGAUGUUCAUCCUCAUGCCCAAAGUAUUCAAGAUUCUCAAAUUGACAAUUUUUGAGAGCAGUAAGGUGGAAUACUUUGUGAGCCUGGUGGUAGAAGCCAUAAAAUAUCGGGAGAAACACAACAUCCACCGGCCCGAUAUGAUUCAGCUCCUCAUGGAAGCCAAGAAGGAGGGAGGAGAAAAUUGGACGGAUGACGAAAUCGUGGCCCAGUGCUUCAUUUUCUUCUUUGCCGCCUUCGAGAACAAUUCCAACUUGCUCUGCACCACUUCCUUUGAGUUGUUGCACAAUCCCGACAUCCAGGAACGACUCUACGAGGAGGCAAAGGAAAUCCAAGAGUCCCUCAACGGCGGCUCUCUUACCUACGACGCUGUCCAGAAGAUGACCUACAUGGACAUGGUGGUGUCGGAAUCGCUCAGGAAGUGGACUCUGGCAGCUGCCACCGAUCGCCACUGUGCCAAGGACUACACCCUCACCGACGAUGAUGGCAACGUUCUCUUUGACUUUAAGGUGGGUGACAGGCUCAACAUUCCCAUCGCAGGCCUCCACUGGGACGACCGCUACUUCCCGGAUCCUCAGAAAUUCGAUCCAGAAAGGUUUAGCGAGGAGCGAAAGAAUGAAUUGAUUCCCUACACCUAUUUGCCAUUUGGCGUUGGUCCUCGAAACUGCAUUGGCAAUCGCUAUGCCCUGAUGCAGGUCAAGGGAAUGCUGUACAACCUGAUUCUCCAGUACAAAAUCGAAGCCUCGCCUCGCACUAUCAAGGAUCUCUGGGGCUCGGCUCGAGGAUUCAACUUGACGCCCAGGAGUGGCUUCUGGAUGCGUUUGGUGCCACGAAAAUAGGAGACUCAAAGGAUAAAAAGACAUUUCGUUGUUGUAGAAUAAAAUACACACAUAUAUUUUA
Molecule: messenger RNA, 1619 nt
Organism: Drosophila ananassae
Lineage: Eukaryota; Metazoa; Arthropoda; Insecta; Diptera; Drosophilidae
Product: cytochrome P450 9b2
Exons: 4
Coding region: 53-1558 (501 amino acids)
Molecular function (GO): iron ion binding; oxidoreductase activity, acting on paired donors, with incorporation or reduction of molecular oxygen; heme binding
Source: RefSeq, a predicted model, not a curated record